AUGAUUAGUGAAAUACAUCGUUUUUUAGAAUCAUAUGAUGUAGAUUCUUCAGUAAGAGCAGUAUUUUUAGAAGGCUCAAAAGAAGGAGAAUCUUUUUCUAGAGGAACUGAUUUUAAGUUUUUAAUAAAUAAUGUGUUAAAAAAGCACCCAGAAAAAUCAUUUUAAUAUCUUCGUAACAUUUAUGAUUUAGCAGUAUAUAUUGGAAAAUACAAUAAGCCAUUAUUAGUAAAUAUAAACGGUCCAAUUACAGGUUCCGCCGCAUCAAUAUUUACUCGAAUUCCAUUAGCUAUGGGAAGCAAACAUACAAAAUUUAGUUUGAACGAAACUCAUUUGGGAUACAUUCCAGAUGCAGGUGCAUCAUAUUACUUAUCUCGUUUGAAAAAUGAUUUGGGAACAUUUUUAGCUUUGACAGGAUAUUAAUUAGAUGGUUAUGACUUAAGCAGAUCAGAAAUAGCAUCAGAUAGAAUGUUUUUAAGCAAUAAGAAUUUAGAGUAAAAUUUUUUAAAAUGUCAUAAAGCACAUGAUUAACAUUUUACUUCAGAACAAUUAAAUGGUUCAUAAAGUCUUUUGGAUAAUUAUGCGUAGAAAAUAUAUCAAGGUAGCUACAUAGGAAUUAUAAAUGAUGAAUUAAAAGAACGUAUUAUUAAUGAAAAUUCCAUUUAAUUCAGAGGCGAAAAUAAAAGACUUGCUUUUGCAGAAAUUCUUUAUAGACAUUAAAUGAUGGGAAGAGCAAAUGCAGGCCAUAGAUAAGAUGAUAUAUUAUACUAAAAAAACCUCUUAAUUAAUCAUUUACAUCAUUAUGAAUAAAACAUACUUUUCGAAGUUAUUAUCUAAAACUUAUAGCUUUCUCCAUCUGGAGUAAUUAGUAGUAUUCCUUUACCUACUAUAGGAAGAUGUUUUGGAGCUAAUACUAUUGAGGAAAUAUUUGAAAGAUUAAAAUAAGAAAACUCUCCUUUUACAGAAAAAAUUAUUAAGAUAUUGAAAUAGAAAUCACCUUUGGCUUUAAAAAUAACUUUAAAAUUACUUAGAGAAGCAUAAAAUUCUACCUGGAAAGAAUGUUUGGAAAGAGAAUAUAGAGUAGCCUGUAGACGUAUAUAAGAUUAGGAGUUAGCUGAAAGCUUUAAAUAUUAUCUUUUUGAAAAUCAUGAGGAAUCAUUUUAAGGUUGGUAAGUAAAGAAUUUCAAAGAUAUUACUAACGAUUAAGUUGAAAGAUAUUUUAUACCUUUUGAUGAAGAUUAAUAAACCAAAAAAAUUUCUGAAUAUAAACCUGAUUUAAAGCCUUUUUCAAUGUAUCCAGUAAAAGAUUAUUAUAAGAAAUAUCCUGACACGGUUCGUUAUUAUUUAAAUUAAGAUAACUUAAGAGAUACUUAUAUAAGAUAAGGCUAAAUGUGGGAUGUGCAUAAAUUCUUGUAAGGAAUUGGUAUAAAUUCAAUGAACCCAUCAAUAAAGGUGGAAGAUUUACGUGAAAAAAUAUAUCUUUAUGAAAAACUUGAAUUUUAAAAAUACGAACAAUUAAACAGAAUGUGCCAAUUAAGCGGCUGUGAGUUUUCUUUAAACAUAUUCUAUUCUACAAGACUUCAAGCAAUUUAAGAAUACUUCCAGAACAUUCCAAAAGUAAAUGAGAACGUCUAAAAAAUAUGUGAGGAAAUUUUCCUUUAAUAUCGUUAGUAAAGACUUGAUUAAUUAAAGGAAAUUUCUAGAAUAGCUUCUAUUGAAAAAAAAUAAGAAUUUUUCUUAAAAUUAAGAGAAAAAAUUAUUAGUGAACGUUUGACUGAAAACUUCCAGUAAGAUCCUUCUGAAAAAUACACAUUGGAUAAUUUCCCAGGAUUAAAAUACCCUACCUUUUUCCCUUCAGAUAACAAAGAAAAUAAAGUUGAAGGACAUGACCCUUAUGUAAAAAACCUUCUUGGCGAUUUAUUAGAUAAAAUAACAAUUGAAAAGAAACAUAAUUUAGUUAAAAACUUUACUUUUGAUAAAAAAUAAAUUGAUAAAGUUGUUAAUGAAAAAUAAUUUUUAAAAGUACUUAUUGAUAGAAUUCAUCUAAAUAAUAAUGAUAGAAUAAAUUAUUAUAAUGUUAAAAGAGAAGAAUAUGAAAUUAGAUAUGGUGAUCCUAGAUCUAAAUCAUUAGAUGAUUGGUACGAUAAGCUUAUUGAAUCAGGAUAUAAGGUUAAUGAAAUUAAAGAUUUUCUUUUAUCUUCUACUACCGAAUAAAUUAAGGGCCUACUUAAAUAAACUACGCCAGAUAACUUAAGAGAUUAUGUCUAUGAGUUCCUUAAUGAUGUUGAAAACAGAUAGAAGGAAUAUGAUGCUUUAAAUCCUGAUAAAUUAAAGCAAGAAUUUGUUCAAGAUUUAGAAAUCGUAACUAAAAAAGGUUUCGAUUAACUUUCGCAAUUAAUAUCUCUUCCUACAGAAGAAGCUUAAAAAGAAAUGAAAUUUAACAAAAACAACCCAAAUUACGUCUAAAAUCUCUUCAAUAAAUUCAUAAACUAUGAUUCAAGUUUAAAAGAAGUUUUGCAAGUAAUAAUAGAGCCAUAACAAGGAAAUAAAAAAUUAAAUAUUAUAGAAAAAACAAGACAAGAAUUCUAAAAAAUACUCAAUACAGUAUUAGUUUCGAAAAUUGACUAAAUAUAUGAUUAAAACAAUGUUUAAUCGCAUUUAGUAACUAAAGAUGGUAUAAAAACUUACUAGUUUAAUGACCCUUAUAUGAAUUUGAUAGACUCAUACAUAUUGAAUAAUCUAGAAUAUGACAUGUAAGAAUAUGUAUCUUCCCAUACUCUAUUUGUUUUCUCAGCUUUGUCUCUUUAAAAAUUAGAAGCCCAAUUCCGAAAGUUAUAUAGUGCAGGUAAAAAAAUCCGUUAGAAUCCAGAUUCUAUUUAAUCAAUAUUAAGAGAAUAUUCUAUAGAUUGCUAAAACAUUUAAGAGUUUUAAGAAUAUACAAAUUACUUAACAAAAUUGACAUAAACAUGCGCCAUUUUAUACACAGCUUAUUAAGAUCAUCUUAUUUUUUCUGAAGAUAAAGUGCUUGAGUUAUAAAACAAGAUCAAGUUCUUAAACGAAAAGCAAUAAGGAAAUUUGUCUUUUACAAAUUAUGCUCUUAUGGCCUUCGAAUAGAGAGAACUUUUCUUAAAUGCACUUUCUUAAGCUUAGUCAUCUUUAUUAGACGAACAAUAAGUUUUAAAAAUAGAUUCAACAGUUUAAAAUAUUACAAGUAUUUUAGAUAAUAAAACAUUACCAAAAGAUGAAAAAAUCAGUCAAUUAUCUGAUGUUCUCUCAUUAAUUGACGAUUUAUAAGAAGGUAGAUAAUUGAUUACCGGCUUUGUUAUUUAUGUUGAAAGAUUAGAUCGAUUAACAUAAGCCUCUAUUUAAGGAAAAGACCAUUAUUUACCUGAAAAAUUCUAAAUAAAUGAAAAAUCUGCUUAAAUACCUAAAUUCUAUGGAACAGUUGACAUUAGAAUGAAUGAAAAAGACUGGAUUUAUCAUAAAGUAAAAAACUUCUUAGAUCAUGUAUUUAAAGAGAGAUAUUAUUAUGAGAAGAAAUUAAAUAAUCACGAUUUAUUAAUGUUAGAUUACGAAAUAAGUAAAUUUUUAAUGCCUGAAAAUAUAAAGUAAACUCUAUUGGAAGAGUUAAACAGGGAUAUGGAAAUUUUAAGAGUUUGCAGAGAUUUCUAAAUAAAAGAAAAAGACAGAAAUGAAGAAGAUUUGCAUGAAUUUUAAAAAUAAUAAGAAUAAAAGAUUGAUUAAAUUAGAAAUCCAAAAGCUUUAGAUAAGCUUGAGGCUUUCAGAGUUUGGUACGAAAAUAAAUAUAGUAAAGAAAAAAUGAAUUCUGCAGAAUUCGAAUAAAUUAUUAAAAUCUAAAAAAGUCUUAUAGACGAAUCUUCAUAGACUCCUCCUAUUGGCUAAAUUUAAACCAAAUAAGAAAUUUAAAAUGCUUAUAUGCAUAUUUUGGAUCUCGAAGAAGCUAAAUAAAUUGAAUAAAAGAAAAAAUUAACUAAAGAUUAAACUUUCUUUGAAGAAUAUAAAAUAGCUGUUGAUAGUUUAAAAUAAUAAAGAUAAUUACUUGAAGGAGAUUAACUUUUAGACGAUAUUAAUUUAUUUAUGAAAUAAAUUAAUAGCUGA
This is a messenger RNA of Ichthyophthirius multifiliis, 4116 nucleotides long. RefSeq lists its product as hypothetical. The record is from RefSeq and is a predicted model, not a curated record. Gene Ontology annotation, molecular function: 3-hydroxyisobutyryl-CoA hydrolase activity. Lineage: Eukaryota; Ciliophora; Oligohymenophorea; Hymenostomatida. Gene Ontology annotation, biological process: L-valine catabolic process. The transcript is spliced from 5 exons.